GAUCCCAGCCAACAAAAUAAUACAAAGAGGGAAAAGCCUGAGAAGUCGGCGCCUGGUUGAACCAUUUGGAGCAGUUUCGGCUUCUUUUAUAGAGGAUUAGAGAAAAAGAGGCUGUGUGAAGAGAAUUUCAGAGAUAGCAGUGAGACAGAUGAAGCAGCAGAACCCAGACAGAAAGUGGGAGCUGAAGGGAGGCUUCUGAGGAAAGCCGGUGUUUUGAGAAAAAUCCCUUCCUGGGCUUUAUUUCUGUAUUCAUCUGUCACCCUGGCUGUGAACUGUGUGCUUGACUGAGUAACAGACAGCGAGAUAGCUGAUCAGCUUCCCUGGAUUUCGCUGAACAUCCCGCUUUGUUUUGCUUGAAAAUGGAAACGCUGGAGUCUGAGCUGACCUGCCCAAUCUGUCUGGAGCUUUUCGAGGACCCACUGCUGUUACCCUGCGCUCACAGUCUUUGUUUCAAUUGCGCCCACCGAAUCCUGGUCUCCCACUGCACCCCCAGCGAGCCAAUUCAGUCCAUCAGCGCCUUUCAGUGCCCCACCUGUCGCUAUGUCAUCACCCUCAACCAGAGGGGCUUAGAGGGACUCAAACGCAACGUCACUCUGCAGAAUAUCAUCGACCGUUACCAGAAAGCUUCUUUAAGUGGACCCAACUCUCCUAACGAGACUCGGCGUGAGCGAGCUGUCCCUGACAGCACAGCCAUGACGUCCCCCUGCAACCGGGUCCAGUGUCAGUUCUGCGAACAGGACCCUCCACAGGAUGCCGUGAAGACUUGCGUCACCUGCGAGGUGUCAUACUGCGAGGAGUGUCUCAAGGCCACCCAUCCAAAUAAAAAGCCUUUCACGGGACACCGUCUAAUCGAGCCCUUGCUUGACUCACAUCUACGAGGGCUUAUGUGUCUGGAGCACGAGGACGAGAAGGUCAACAUGUACUGUGUGACGGACGAGCAGCUGAUCUGCGCAUUGUGUAAGCUAGUUGGCCGACACCGAGACCACCAAGUCGCAGCCCUCAGUGACCGAUAUGACAAACUCAAGAAAUCUCCCGGCCGCUUUCUCUGUGUGGGGCGUGAUCAUUCGUUCCAGGAGGCAGAGCAGCAAGCCUUGGAUUCCAACCUCAGCAAUCUAAUCAAGAGGACCAGUGAGUUGGAAAGUCUGAUGGGCAAACUUAUCCAAACCUGCCAACAUGUGGAGGUAAAUGCAUCGCGACAAGAAAACAAGCUGCAGGAAGAGUGUGACCUGCUGAUUAAUAUCAUACAGCAGCGAAGACAAAUCAUAGCUACCAAGAUAAAGGAGGGCAAGUCUGUGAGGCUGAGGAAGCUAGCCCAGCAGAUAGCUGGCUGCAAGCAGUGCAUUGAGAGGUCCUCCUCGCUCAUCACCCAGGCUGACCAAACCCUCAAGGAGACAGACCACGCUCGCUUUCUUCAGACAGCUAAAAGUAUCUGCGAGAGAGUGUCUAUGGCAACAGCAUCCUCCCAAAUCCUGUUACCAGAAAUUAACCUGAAUGACACAUUUGAUACUUUUGCUUUGGACUUCACAAGGGAGAAGAAAAUGCUAGAAAGCUUAGAUUACCUCACAGCGCCAAAUCCACCAGUAAUCCGCGAGGAACUCUGUACAGCUUCAUAUGACACGAUCACGGUUCACUGGACAUCAGAUGAUGAAUUCUCUGUUGUAUCAUACGAGCUACAGUAUGCCAUCUUCACCAGCCAAUCUAAUGUUGUCAGUUUGUGUAAAUCUGCUGAUAGCUGGAUGAUAGUACCAAACAUCAAGCAAAAUCACUACACGGUGCACGGACUCCAGUGUGGCACCAAGUACAUUUUCAUAGUGAAAGCAAUAAACCAGGCUGGAACCCGCAGCAGUGAACCAGGGAAACUCAAGACAAACAGUCAGCCAUUCAAACUGGAACCAAAGUCUGCUCACCGGAAGCUGAGGGUGUCCCAUGACAACCUGACAGUAGAGAGGGAUGAGACAUCGUCCAAGAAGAGCCAUAGUCAGGACCGCUUCUCCAGCCACAGCAGCUACGGUGUCACGGGAAAUGUCUACAUCGACAGUGGGCGCCAUUACUGGGAGGCUCUGAUUGGGGGAAGCACAUGGUUUGCAGUAGGAAUUGCGUACAAGUCAGCGCCGAAACACGAGUGGGUCGGCAAAAACUCAGCCUCCUGGGUAAUGUCUCGCUGCAACAACUCAUGGGUGGUGCGUCACAACAGUAAAGAGAUUCCCAUCGAGCCCUCGCCCCACUUGCGGCGUCUCGGGGUGUUGUUGGACUAUGAUUCUGGAUCUCUGUCUUUUUAUGACGCUGUUGGUUCUCAGCACUUGUAUACGUUUGACAUUGACUUUGCUCAGCCAGUCUGCCCUGUGUUCAAUGUUUGGAACAGAUGCCUAACAAUCCUGAGUGGACUGCCUAUCCCCGAUCACUUAGAGGGAACAGACUACAAUAACUGAUAAACCUGCCCCGUCUUUCCUGGAUUUUCUUUUUUGUAUCCAGAAAGGGACUUGAUAGUGUGCACCUUUGAAAAAAAGAAAAAAGGAUACAGUGACAUUGGUGUAGAUUUCCAAAACUAAUCUGAGCUAUUUAAUAAAUGUUUUCUUUGCUUUGCACAUUUAUGUACAUUACUCUUUUGGUUGGUGACAAUUCCAAAUUCACUAGCUGGCUCCACAUUUUUUUACAUUCAUAUUGCACACUUUUUUAUUAAUAUACUUUUAAGGAAAAUGGCGAAUUUUUAAUGACAUCUAUUAAGGGGGCUCAUAUGUUUGUGGAAGGUUGAUUUAGAGGCCAUUGGAAAUUUUGUGUUUUUGAACUUUUUUAAGUCGUAGCACUUUGAUAAAGUUGUCAUUAUAAUAUAAAUGAUUACUUGUCAAUGUUUCUAAGAAAAAAAAAACAUGUAAAUGCAGGAUCUAAGAAUAAUAGUUAAGAACGGUUUCACUUUUUUUAAUUCUAAUAAGAAAUCAGUCAAUUCAGGGGUUUUUAUGUAUUUAUUUCUGAAAAUGUUCUAGUAAAGUUUAGCAUCUCGGGAAUAUUCAUCUCCUCAUUAUAGCCGUUUUAAAAUGGAUCUUCAUCAUAAUUAUGCCAUUUUAAGUUUCUCUGACAAGAUCUAAUAAAAGUGACU
This is a messenger RNA of Pundamilia nyererei, 3094 nucleotides long. It is a transcript of the gene mid1, whose product is annotated as midline 1. The record is from RefSeq and is a predicted model, not a curated record. The transcript is spliced from 11 exons. Gene Ontology annotation, molecular function: protein binding; zinc ion binding. Gene Ontology annotation, biological process: regulation of microtubule cytoskeleton organization. Gene Ontology annotation, cellular component: cytoplasm. Lineage: Eukaryota; Metazoa; Chordata; Actinopteri; Cichliformes; Cichlidae. The coding region runs from base 360 to 2429 and encodes 689 amino acids.